Molecule: messenger RNA, 744 nt
Organism: Mercenaria mercenaria
Lineage: Eukaryota; Metazoa; Mollusca; Bivalvia; Venerida; Veneridae
Exons: 2
Coding region: 1-744 (247 amino acids)
Source: RefSeq, a predicted model, not a curated record
AUGUCAGACAACGCCAACACCUUCUUAUCAGCAUCCAGACAAUUACAGGAUUUGGUCCAGUCUAUCACAGUUAGAGAAGAACUCAACGACAGAGGAAUUGAGUGGAAGAUGAUACCAAAACGCGCACCUUGGUUCGGUGGAAUUUGUAAGUCACGUGACCAGCCUAGUUUGAACGAUUGCCUGUUGUCUACACCACCUGAAAUAAAUGGUUUGACUGGAAUUCUACUUCGUUUUCGAAUGAAUAGAUACGCCAUAGCAACAGACAUAGAGAAGGCUUUUCUUAAUAUUGGUCUAGACGAGAAGGAUCGAGAUGUCACGCGAUUUCUAUGGCUCAGCGACCCUAGCAACCCAGACAGCGACUUGACAACAUACAGAUUCCGUGCAGUCCUUUUCGGAGCUACGUCAUCACCUUUCAUUCUGAGCGCAACAAUAUUGAAACACCUUGAACUUAACAGCGACAAGAAGGCGAGUGAGCACUUACGACAAGAUCUAUACGUUGACAACGUUAUUUCAGGCUUCCAACAGGAAGAUGAGCUUCUACAAUUCUACAGCGAGUCACGUGAGCUACUGUCGUCUGCAGAUUUCAACUUGAGGUCCUGGAGUUCUAAUAGUAACAAGCUCCGUGUGCAAGCAAUCAAAGAUUCAGUCUUAGAUUUAGAUCGAUGUCCUAAGGUACUUGGCAUGAGAUGGAACACAGAAAGUGACGUUUUACUGUAUCCAGCGAAGAACAUUCCAACUACCUAA